AACCAGCCCAGCCUUUGAACUUCACCGCUUUUGGCUCGUAUUCACGCUCUUCCGCUCAUUUCCAAGCCAGGUGCUUGACGACGAACCUCACAGAGGGAGAGAGAGAAAAAAAAAGAAGUUGCGAUAGAGGGGAGAGCGGGGGGAAAAGUAUAUAUUAUUAUUACUAAUAACAAUCUUAAGGCUGGACACUUUUUUAUUAUUAUUAUUUUAUGACUCCUGCAAACCGAAGGCGGAACUCUGCUUUUACCUUUGUGGAUUUUUAACGUGUGCGCAUCUUGCAUGCACGUUGUUUUCUCUUUCUCUUUCUUUUGCCGCAGAUCUGACAGAGUUUUGAGCGGACUGCAGAGAUCGCGCUUCAGCGUUUCACCUCUGGAAGAACCGAUCGGGCGCUGGAUCUUUCUUCUACUUUUUUUUUUUUUUUUUUUUUCUUCGCCUCGUUUUUAUUAUUAUAUUUUUUCCCGUCACCCAAGACGCUGAACAUCCUGGCAUGACCGCUACCUGGCAAUUACGCAGGUGAAUAUCUUCCCUAAUUCCUUUCCGAUAAGAACUUUUCCUUGUCAUUACCGCUGGGGAUAAAAAAAAGAAGAAAGAAAAAGAGAAAAACAGAGAAAGAAGUGAAGUGUAAAGAUGUCGAAGCCCGCCGAUCACAUCAAGAGACCCAUGAACGCGUUCAUGGUGUGGUCCCGGGGCCAGCGGAGGAAAAUGGCUCAGGAGAACCCCAAGAUGCACAACUCCGAGAUCAGCAAGAGGCUGGGCGCCGAGUGGAAGCUGCUGUCCGAGUCCGAGAAGAGACCGUACAUCGACGAGGCCAAGAGGCUGCGGGCGCAGCACAUGAAGGAACACCCCGACUACAAGUACCGACCCAGGCGCAAGCCCAAGAACCUGCUGAAGAAGGACCGCUACGUCUUCCCGCUGCCUUACCUCGGGGACACCGACCACUUGAAGGGACUGCCCGUGUCGGCCGCCGACUCCCUCCUGGGCUCCUCGGAGAAAGCCCGGGCGUUCCUGCCCCCGACCUCCGCCCCUUACUCCUUCCUCGACCCGACCCAGUUCAGCUCCAGCGCCAUCCAGAAGAUGACCCAGGAGAUGCCCCACACGUUGAGCACCAGCACUUUGCCCUACGCCUCCUCGCUGGGAUACCAGAACGGCGCGUUCGGCACCCUCGGGUGCCCCAGCCAGCACACCCACACCCACCCGUCGCCCACGAACCCGGGCUACGUCGUGCCGUGCAACUGCACGGCCUGGUCGACGUCCAGUUUACAGCCCCCGGUGGCUUACAUACUGUUUCCAGGUAUGACCAAGACUGGGAUAGACCCCUACUCAUCCGCACACGCCACCGCCAUGUAAACCUCAAGACUCUUCUCCCCCACCAACCCACUCCCCCCCCCACACACACACACCCCACACUCACACAACCCAUGUUUUUAAUGUCAUUUGAAUACAGAAAUGCAUGUAAAUAUGUUACGGACAGCGCGGCCAGUUAAAAAACACAAAGGAACGAACAGUGUUAUCUGAAGGGGACUGAGGGGGAAAUGAGGGGAAAAAGACGAAAAACUUAACAAAAAAAAUAAAUAAUUAAAUCCAACAAGUUCCCGUCCGGUCAGAGGAGCUGGAGUUGGAUGUGAAGGACGGAGCGCAGUGAACUGUAAGAAAUGUAAAUGUUAUAACGUUUAUGGCAACCAGAAAGGGAGGCCUUUAACUUUAUUUAUUAUGUACAUUUCAAUGAUAUGCUGAUUUGUGUUGAUGAUUCUGAUAUAGGCUACUACUUUUUUUUUAAAGGACAAAAAAUUGGCUGGCACAAUUAGAGAUCAAAUACCUGUAUAGGCCUAAAUAGACAACUUUUUUUUUUAAAUCUUUUCUCUUUUUUUUUUCCUUUUUUUUUUUUUUUUGCAAAUUUAGAACGAGUCCAGACUCAUAGGCUGCUUUUUAUACAGGUUUUAUUAUUUAUAUUUAAUAAAAAAAUAAUUUAAAAAAAGGAAACAUAAAAGUAGACGGUCUAAUUUAACAUGACAAAACAGGAGGAGGAAUCAAAAUGUUUAUUUUUUUAUUUUAUUUUAUUUACAUUCUCCACGUGGUUCUGUGCUAAUAUGGUCCCAAACAUAAUUUCAUUUGAGUUUUUUUUUUAUUGUUUUAGGUCUUUUUUUUUCUUCUUUUUUCAUUUUAAAGAUAUCUUCUAAUUGAAUUCAAGGAGUUCUAUGUGUAUUUUCUAUCUGAGAUGGUCAUUUAAAAGCUGUCAUGUUAUGGAAAGGAUCCUGUAUCUGGAAGGAUGAUUCCUCCGGCUCUUUGUUCAAGUGCUGAGCAAAGACUUUUUGAAUAAAGACAAUCUGUCUUCAACCAGG
This is a messenger RNA of Poeciliopsis prolifica (blackstripe livebearer), 2339 nucleotides long. It is a transcript of the gene sox14, whose product is annotated as SRY-box transcription factor 14. The coding region runs from base 628 to 1347 and encodes 239 amino acids. The transcript has a single exon. Gene Ontology annotation, biological process: regulation of DNA-templated transcription; anatomical structure morphogenesis; cell differentiation. Gene Ontology annotation, molecular function: RNA polymerase II cis-regulatory region sequence-specific DNA binding; DNA-binding transcription factor activity, RNA polymerase II-specific. The record is from RefSeq and is a predicted model, not a curated record. NCBI's taxonomy places the organism in Eukaryota, Metazoa, Chordata, Actinopteri, Cyprinodontiformes, Poeciliidae.